CCUCCCUCCCCAAGAGCCCAGCGCUAAACUCUAUCCCAAUCCCGUCUCUUCGCUCCGGCUGAGCGAGCGUAAAGCACGACCUGCCUGAGCGCAACCACGUGUAAACUGGCGGGAGAGAGAUCUUGCCAAUGCAUCGAGCGGAGGAGCCUGUGGAUUAGUAGUUCCUGGUGCCCCGCCGGGCACAUGGUGUGAAGCGCUUGUGUGGGAAGGGAAGGAUAAGGCGAAGAGUCACAGAGUCGUGGGGGAAAAAAGCGCUGGAACCAUGAAUGAAAUGUCCAGCUUUCUGCACAUUGGGGACAUCGUCUCCUUGUACGCCGAAGGGUCGGUCAACGGCUUCAUCAGCACUUUGGGACUGGUGGAUGACCGCUGCGUGGUGGAACCUGCAGCUGGAGAUCUGGAUAAUCCACCUAAGAAGUUUCGAGAUUGUCUCUUCAGAGUAUGUCCCAUGAACCGCUAUUCUGCUCAAAAGCAAUACUGGAAAGCCAAGCAAACAAAGCAGGACAAGGACAAAAUAGCUGAUGUAGUACUAUUGCAGAAACUUCAGGCUCCACAGCAGGACCUCGUUCCGGUCCCUAGUCUCUUCAUGGAUGUCGUUCAGCCUCAAUGGGUCCAACCUGGUUCCCUGGCUGCUCCCAGUGGUGGGGACAAGAAGCUUUAUUCAGUAGAAUCAGCUCUAGAGGACGUUUUGGUCCUACCUUCUGUAGACCCUCCUAUAGUGGCCCUCACCUCAAAUUCUGUCCUUCCUGCCAACCUCAUGGAAGGCUUCAAGGCAGAAGACAAGAAAGCGGAGAAGGCGUGCCAUAAGACCCAUCUGGUGGUGGCCUGGGACAUUAAGGCAUCUUCCUCCGCAUCCUUUUUCAAUAGGGUUUCAGUCAUUUGGCUAUGCGAACUUCAGGCAAAGCUUUCAGUGGGAGACACUCGUCUACGCCAGGAUAUAACAAAAAUUAUUGUUGCGGUGCAGUACUCAGCUGAUGCCUCCCUUAGCACAACAAAGUUUGCCUUUAGAGCGUUAGCCUCCAAUGUGACAUCUCGCCGCCUUGUUUGGCUUCGUCACUGCCAGGUGGACCAGAAGCCCAAGUGGAAGGAAGAUGAUCUUGUGCAUCCUGGUUGUUCCCUGGGCAUGGCUCCAUUCCUGGGAGUUGCAGUGGCUCCUCCUACCCCAUCAGAUAGCCAACAGAAGCAACUCUUCCAUGAAGGUUCAUCUUCCUCUGACCAUGAAGAGGUCCCUCAGGUGGUGACAAUCAGCAGCAUACUGAAGGGACAUCUGUUCAAGGAACCUGUAGUUGUUGGAGACAAAGUAAUUUUGAAUCCUGUGAAUGCUGGGCAGCCACUACAUGCUAGCAACUAUGAACUUGCUGAUAAUCCUGGAUGCAAAGAGGUGAAUUCUGUCAAUUGCAACACCAGCUGGAAAAUCAACUUGUUUAUGAAAUUUCGGGACCAUAUGGAAGAAGUGCUUAAAGGGGGUGAUGUUGUUAGAUUGUUUCAUGCAGAACAGGAGAAAUUUCUCACUUGCGAUGAAUACAAAAGCAAGCUCCAUGUUUUCCUUCGAACUACCUUGAGGCAAUCGGCAACAUCGGCUACAAGUUCCAAUGCACUCUGGGAAGUUGAGGUAGUCCAUCAUGAUCCUUGCCGAAGUGGAGCUGGACACUGGAAUGGUUUAUAUCGUUUCAAACAUCUUGCCACUGGGAAUUACUUAGCAGCAGAGGAAAAUCCUGGCUAUAAGGGAGAGGCAGGAGAGUCGAAGCCCUCGGCAGGAACCAAUCGUGUUAGUCGGAGAUUCACAGGGGAAAAGAUCAAGUACCGGCUUGUAGCUGUGCCUCAUGGUAAUGAUAUAGCAUCCCUUUUUGAACUGGAUCCCACUACACUGCAAAAGACUGAUUCCUUUGUCCCCCGAAAUUCCUAUGUUCGAUUACGUCACCUCUGCACCAAUACUUGGAUCCAGAGUACCAAUGUACCCAUUGACAUUGAUGAGGAGCGGCCCAUCCGUCUUAUGCUUGGUACCUGCCCAACCAAAGAAGACAAAGAGGCUUUUGCCAUUGUUUCUGUUCCAGUAUCAGAAAUUCGAGACCUGGAUUUUGCUAAUGAUGCCAGCUACAUGCUAGCUAAUGCAGUAGAGAAGAUGAAUGAAGGAUUCCUUAGUCAGAAUGACCGCAGGUUUGUCAUCCAACUGUUGGAGGACUUGGUUUUUUUUGUCAGCGAUGUACCCAACAACGGUCAGAAUGUUUUGGAUAUUGUUAUUACCAAGGCCAACCGGGAAAGACAGAAGCUUAUGAGGGAACAGAACAUACUGAAGCAGAUCUUUGGAAUUCUGAAGGCUCCAUUUAAGGAAAAGGGUGAGGAAGGCCCACUUGUUCGCCUGGAAGAGCUAUCUGACCAGAAGAAUGCCCCCUACCAAUACAUGUUCCGGCUCUGCUAUAGGGUACUGAGGCAUUCCCAGGAGGAUUACCGCAAGAACCAGGAACACAUUGCUAAGCAGUUUGGCAUGAUGCAGUCACAAAUUGGCUAUGACAUUUUGGCUGAGGACACCAUCACUGCCCUCUUGCAUAACAACCGUAAACUUCUUGAAAAGCACAUAACUAAAACUGAAGUGGAAACAUUUGUGAGUCUGGUGCGAAAGAAUCGGGAACCCAGGUUUUUGGACUAUCUAUCAGACUUGUGUGUGUCAAACCAUGUAGCAAUUCCCGUAACUCAAGAGCUGAUCUGCAAGUGUGUCCUGGACCCCAAGAACACUGAUAUCUUAAUCCAAACUGAAUUGAGACCUGUGAAGGAGAUGUCUCAGACUCAUGAAUAUCUGAGUAUUGAAUUUUCUGAGGAGGAGGUCUGGUUGACCUGGACUGACAGAAACAAUGAUAAUCAUGAGAAAAGCAUCCGACAGUUGGCCCAGGAAGCACGAGCAGGGAAUGCCCAUGAUGAGAAUGUUUUGAGUUACUACAGAUACCAACUGAAGCUGUUUGCUCGCAUGUGCAUGGAUCGGCAAUACUUAGCCAUUAAAGAAAUCUCCAAACAAUUGGGUGUGGAGCUAAUAUUUCUCUGCAUGGCAGAUGAAAUGUUGCCCUUUGACCUCCGAGCCUCUUUCUGUCAUCUCAUGCUGCAUGUACAUGUGGACAGGGACCCACAGGAGAAAGUAAUGCCUGUGAAAUUUGCACGCCUGUGGACCGAGAUUCCUACAGCAAUCACCAUCAAAGACUAUGAUUCCAAUGUGAACAGUUCAAGAGAUGACAAGAAGAAUAAAUUUGCCAGCACAAUGGAGUUUGUGGAAGAUUAUCUCAACAAUGUAGUCAGUGAAGCAGUUCCUUUUGCUAAUGAGGAGAAAAAUAAACUGACUUUUGAGGUUGUCAGUCUUGCGCACAACCUCAUCUACUUCGGCUUCUACAGCUUCAGUGAACUGCUGCGCUUGACACGGACUCUUCUUGGCAUCAUAGAUUGUGUCCAGAGCCCUCAGCUGAUGAUGCAGGCCAUGUAUAACGAGGAUGUGACUGGGAAAAAUGUCCGAAGAUCCAUCCAUGGUGUUGGCCAGAUGAUGUCUACCAUGAUGCUGAGCAGGAAGCAGUCCAUCUUUGGUUCAUCGAACAUGAAUGCCGUGGUUGUUCCUGAGCCAGCAGAUAGGGGAAGAAGCAUUGAAAAUGAAAACAUAGUAGUGAUGGAAACAAAGCUGAAAAUUCUAGAGAUAUUGCAGUUCAUUCUAAACGUGCGACUGGAUUACAGGAUCUCCUAUUUGCUCUCAGUGUUCAAGAAGGAGUUUGUGGAAGUUUUUCCCAUGCAGGACAGUGCAGCAGAUGGGACAGCACCAGCCUUUGACUCUACCACUGCAACAAUGAAUCUGGAUCGGAUUGGGGAGCAGGCUGAAGCCAUGUUUGGGGUUGGGAAAACAAGCAGUAUGUUAGAAGUGGAUGAUGAAGGAGGACGUAUGUUUCUCCGGGUACUAAUCCACUUGACAAUGCAUGAUUAUCCACCUCUUGUCUCAGGCUCUCUUCAGCUUCUCUUUAAACAUUUCAGUCAGCGUCAGGAAGUCCUACACACCUUUAAGCAGGUCCAGCUACUUAUCUCUGCUCAAGAUGUUGAGAACUACAAAGUGAUCAAAUCAGAGUUGGACAAACUUCGUAUGAUGGUGGAAAAGUCUGAACUCUGGGUGGAAAAGAAGGGUAACUCCAAGGGAGAAAACGGACAAGAAGGGGAGAAGAAAGAGAAAAAAGAGCGUACUACAGAUGAGGAACCCGGGACCCCUGGAGAAAAAAGCAGUGAGAACUAUCAGCUUGUAAAAGGGAUUCUGGAGCGACUAAAUAAAAUGUGUGGUGUUGGUGAGCAGAUGCGAAAAAAACAGCAGCGUUUGCUGAAAAAUAUGGAUGCCCACAAAGUGAUGCUGGAUCUGUUGCAAAUCCCUUAUGAGAAGAGUGAUACCAAGAUGUUGGAGAUUUUAAAAUUAACCCACCAAUUCCUACAGAAGUUUUGUGCGGGCAACCAAGAAAACCAAACACUUCUGCAUAAACAUCUCAACUUGUUCCUUACUACUGGGCUUAUGGAGGCAGAGACAAUGCAGCACAUCUUUAUAAACAAUUACCAGCUGUGCUCUGAGAUCAGCGAAGGGGUGCUACAACAUUUCAUCCAUUGUCUGGCUACACAUGGGCGCCAUGUUCAGUAUCUUGACUUUCUGCACACUAUCAUCAAGGCCGAGGGAAAGUACAUUAAAAAAUGCCAGGACAUGAUCAUGACUGAGAUUACCAAUGCUGGAGACGAUGUUGUGGUGUUCUAUAAUGAUAAGACAUCCCUCGCCAACAUGUUGGAGAUGAUGACAGCAGCUCGGGAUGGGAUAGAGGAGAACAGUCCCCUCAUGUACCAUAUCUCUCUGGUGGAUUUGCUGGCUGCUUGUGCUGAAGGCAAAAAUGUAUAUACAGAGAUCAAAUGCACAUCUCUGCUUCCUUUGGAGGAUGUGGUGCGAGUAGUCACUCACGAAGACUGCAUUACUGAGGUGAAAAUUGCAUAUGUCAAUUUUGUCAAUCAUUGCUAUGUAGACACAGAGGUGGAGAUGAAGGAAAUCUAUACCAGCAACCACAUCUGGACACUAUUUGAGAACUUCACCCUUGACAUGGCUAGGGUAUGCAAGAAACGUGAAAAGCGCUUGUCAGAUUCUGCCUUGGAGAAAUAUGUGCUGACUGUGGUGCUGGACACAAUCAAUGCAUUCUUCAGUUCCCCCUUCUCUGAGAAUAGCACUUCCCUACAGACCCACCAGACUAUUGUGGUGCAGCUCCUCCAAUCUACCCUGAGACUUUUGGAAUGUCCUUGGCUGCAGCAGCAGCAAAAAAGUUCAGUGGAAACUUGUAUUCGCACGUUGGCUAUGGUUGCGAAAAGCCGGUCCAUUUCCUUACCCAUGGAUCUGGAUGCCCAUGUCAACUCCCUGCUAAACAGCAGUUCUAUUAUCAAUGCCCAAAGGAAUGCUUCCAACUAUAAGACAGCAUCCCGUACUUUCCCUCGGGUUUCAGCUACAACCAAUCAGUGGGACUACAAGAACAUCAUUGAGAAGUUGCAGGACAUUAUCAAUGCCCUAGAGGAGCGCUUGCAACCUCUGGUUGAAGCUGAACUCUCAGUCCUGGUGGAUGUCCUGCACUGUCCAGAACUACUUUUCAUGGAAGGGACUGAGGCCUAUCAACGUUGUGAAAGUGGUGGCUUUCUCUCUAAGUUAGUCCAACACACUAAAGAUCUGAUGGCAACUGAAGAGAAGCUUUGCAUCAAAGUAUUGAGGACACUGCAGCAAAUGUUGGUGAAAAGGAACAAAUAUGGAGACAGGGGCAAUACAUUGAGGAAAAUGCUUCUGGCUAAUUACUUGCAGACCAAAAAAACUGGCUCCAAAGGGGAAAUUGUUGACUCUUCUGGUAUUGGACAAGACCAGGACUGGUCAGUCAUUGCUGCUGUUCAGUGCCGACUGGACAGAGAAGGUGCUACCAAGCUGGUGUCUGACCUUAUCAUGAACACCAAAAAUGAGAAGAUUUUUCAGGAGAGCAUUCGCUUGGCUAUUCGACUGCUUGAUGGUGGCAACACAGAGAUACAGAAAUCAUUCUAUAACUUGAUGACCAGUGAUAAAAAGUCAGAAAAGUUCUUUAAAGUUGUUCAUGACCGGAUGAAGAAGGCACAGCAAGAGGUUAAGUCCACUGUGACAGUGAAUAUGAGUGAUAUUGGCAACAAGCCUAGAGAAGACAAGGAUUCUCCUGAUCACAACAGCAAAGGACGAGUAACAACUUUUAUGUUGCCUAAUGCACCAUCAUCCCGUUAUGCAAUGGGUGUAGGCUUCCAUUCAGCCCAUGAUGCAAGAGACAGAAAUCAGAAUAACGAAAUGAGUAUGUCAGUCUUGAUUAUGGAGCCAAUUCUUCGUUUCCUGCAGCUGCUGUGUGAAAACCACAACCGGGAUCUCCAGAACUUUCUCCGCUGCCAGAAUAAUAAGACCAACUACAAUUUGGUGUGUGAAACACUGCAAUUUCUGGAUAUUAUGUGUGGUAGCACUACAGGACGGCUGGGUUUACUGGGGCUGUAUAUCAAUGAGUACAAUGUUGCCCUCAUUACUCAGACUUUGGAGACACUGACAGAAUAUUGCCAAGGACCCUGCCAUGAGAACCAGGAUAAUGCCUCCAAACUUUUGCUAGCCCUGAUGGAGAGCAGGCACGACAGCGAGAAUGCUGAGCGGAUUCUCAUCAGCCUCCGUCCCCAGGAAUUGGUUGAUGUCAUUAAGACAGCCUACAUUGAAGAAGAGGAAUGUGAAAACUCUGAGAUUUCUCCUCGGGAAGUUGGACACAACAUCUAUAUUUUGGCUUUACAGCUUUCUCGACACAAUAAGCAUCUUCAGCAUCUCUUAAAGCCUGUGAAACGGAUUCAGGAGGAAGAGGAAGAAGGGAUCUCUUCUAUGCUUAUUUUGCACAACAAGCAACUGACUCAGAUGCUGAAGUCGACAACUCCUGUCCAAGAGGAAGAGGAAGACCCAUUAGCUUAUUAUGAGAAACACACAUCCCAGAUAGAGAUUGUACGCUUGGAUCGAAGUAUGGAACAGAUUAUCUUUCCAGUGCCUAGCAUCUGCCAGUUCCUGACCAAAGAGACAAAAAACCGUCUAUUUACCACUACAGAGCAGGAUGAGCAGGGCAGUAAAGUCAGUGACUUUUUUGAGCAGUCAUCCUUUCUCCACAAUGAAAUGGAAUGGCAGAGGAAACUGCGCAGCAAUAGAUUGAUGUACUGGUUCUCUCGCAGAAUGACGCUUUGGGGAAGUAUUUCCUUCAAUCUGGCUGUCUUCAUAAACAUCAUCAUUGCUUUUUUCUACCCUUAUGUUGAGGCUUCCUCAAUGGGAUUGCUGGAUUCCCCAUUGAUUCCUUUGCUUUCCUGGCUUUUAAUCUGCUUUUCCAUCAUGGCUCUGUUUACUCAGCGCUAUGGCCUCCGACCACUCCUUGUGGCACUGAUUUUGCGAUGCAUCUAUCAUCUAGGCAUCGGCCUCACUCUGAACAUACUGGGAGCUCUCAAUCUGACAAAUAAGAUUGUAUUUGUAGUAAGCUUUGUUGGCAAUCGUGGGACAUUCAUCCGAGGAUAUAAAGCCAUGAUCAUGGACAUGGAAUUUCUUUAUCAUGUCGCCUAUAUCUUGACCAGCGUCUUGGGGCUUUUUGUACAUGAACUUUUCUACAGCAUCCUGCUAUUUGACUUGAUCUAUCGUGAGGAGACUUUGUUCAAUGUUAUCAAAAGUGUGACACGGAAUGGACGUUCAAUUUUACUGACAGCUCUGCUGGCCCUCAUCCUUGUCUACCUCUUCUCCAUUGUCGGCUUCCUCUUUCUUAAAGAUGACUUCAUUCUGGAAGUAGACCCACUGCCCAACUUCAAAUCCAAAGCUACAGAUUCUAUGACGAUGCAGAGCAACUUAGGGACUUUCAUGGAGACAUGCAGCAAUGAUAAAAUAAGCUGCUCUUCCUCCGAUACACUGCCUGAAGUGUUGCAAGAAGAAGAAGAUAAUACAGAACGAGCUUGUGACACGCUUCUCAUGUGCAUACUUACAGUCUUGAAUCAUGGCCUGAGAAAUGGAGGUGGUGUGGGUGAUAUACUCAGGAAACCAUCUAAAGAUGAAUCCCUGUUCCCUGCUCGAGUGAUCUAUGACCUCCUCUUCUUCUUCAUUGUCAUAAUCAUAGUCCUUAACCUCAUAUUUGGUGUCAUCAUUGACACCUUUGCAGAUUUAAGGAGUGAAAAACAGAAAAAAGAGGAAAUCCUGAAAACAACAUGUUUUAUAUGUGGACUUGAAAGGGACAAGUUUGACAACAAAACGGUAUCCUUUGAAGAGCACAUUAAAUUUGAGCACAAUAUGUGGAAUUACCUGUAUUUCAUAGUGCUGGUGAGAGUGAAGAAUAAGACAGACUACACAGGGCCUGAAAGCUAUGUGGCGCAAAUGAUCAAGAGCAAGAACUUGGAUUGGUUCCCUCGGAUGCGAGCCAUGUCCCUGGUCAGUAAUGAAGGUGAAGGAGAACAAAAUGAGAUCCGAUGUCUUCAGGAUAAACUAAAUUGCACCAUGAAGUUGGUAUCUCAUCUUACUUCACAGCUGAACGAGUUGAAGGAGCAGAUGACCGAGCAAAGAAAGCGGAGACAACGAAUGGGUUUUGUGGAUGUCCAGAAUACAAUAAAUCACUGAGACAGUGGAAUCCAAGUCUUCAAACAUAAACUGUAGUAUAUAGAUAUGUAUGCACUUCUUGAAGAGGUAUUGGUACUAAGUUCCUUGCAAAGUUUUUAUAGACAAGGAACAUUGGUCCAGGCUGUGACAGUUCGUAAAACCUCAGCACUUCCUUUUAUCUCAAGCAGGAUUGAUUGAAGGCAUUUAAUUCAGCAAGAAACCGAAGCCAUGACUAAUUGUUUCUUCAUAUGCAUUGAGUUUGCCAUACCUUUGAACUGUAUUAAAACUAUUCCUUCUUUUUUUUCUCCAUGCACUACAUUUGGAUGGCUACACAGCCCGGUGCAAAUAGAAUUGACAGUUGUCAGCGAGUAGAAGCUUGCUACCUUUUUAACUUAUUCAAAGAUAUGGAAAAUCACCAUAUAAGGAUUUCUUUGCAAGUGUUUCAUGUUAAACCUUUUGAAGACAUGAACAUUUUGUGUCUAGAAUCACAUCUCAACUAAGAAGAAAUUGCAAGAAAAUAUUCUAUUAAGUUAAUAGUUCAAGCAAUCAUAUAAUUCAUGAAAUGGCUUUUUUUUUCUUCGAUUGACAAGACUGGACAUUAAUGAAAGAUUGCACGUUCAUGCUGCAGUACAAAUGUGCAGUUUGUGCCUUGUUCACUCAAUAGAAUAGUAUAAAAUACUUUUAGAAUUCA
Messenger RNA from Thamnophis sirtalis, 9311 nucleotides. The record is from RefSeq and is a predicted model, not a curated record. Lineage: Eukaryota; Metazoa; Chordata; Lepidosauria; Squamata; Natricidae.